Molecule: messenger RNA, 567 nt
Organism: Acipenser ruthenus (sterlet)
Lineage: Eukaryota; Metazoa; Chordata; Actinopteri; Acipenseriformes; Acipenseridae
Product: eukaryotic translation initiation factor 4E-1A-like
Exons: 5
Biological process (GO): translational initiation
Cellular component (GO): cytoplasm; eukaryotic translation initiation factor 4F complex
Molecular function (GO): translation initiation factor activity; RNA 7-methylguanosine cap binding
Source: RefSeq, a predicted model, not a curated record
GUGUGCAUUUGUGAAUUGUAUGCUUUUUAUAAUUGCACAUGGGCCCUGUGGUUCUUUAAGAAUGACAAAAGCAAAACUUGGCAAGCGAAUCUCCGUCUGAUCUCCAAAUUUGAUACAGUUGAAGAUUUCUGGGUCCUUUAUAAUCAUAUUCAGCUGUCAAGCAAUUUAAUGUCUGGCUGCGACUACUCACUUUUCAAGGAUUGGAUUGAGCCCAUGUGGGAAGAUGAAAGAAAUAAACAAGGAGGAAGAUGGCUUAUUACUCUUACAAAACAGCAAAGACGAUCUGACUUGGAUAAAUUCUGGCUAGAAACUCUGCUUUGCCUCGUAGGUGAAGCUUUUGAUGACCAUAGUGAUGAUGUAUGUGGAGCAGUAGUCAAUAUUAGAACAAAAGGAGAUAAAAUAGCAAUAUGGACAACUGACUAUGAAAAUAAGGAUGCCAUUACACAUAUAGGGCAAGUCUACAAGGAAAGGUUAGGAGUCCCACAAAAGGUGAUUAUUGGCUACCAGUCUCACGCAGACACUGCCACUAAAAGUGGCUCCACUACAAAGAACACAUUUGUCGUUUAA